Molecule: messenger RNA, 1888 nt
Organism: Epinephelus moara (kelp grouper)
Lineage: Eukaryota; Metazoa; Chordata; Actinopteri; Perciformes; Serranidae
Gene: gpr174
Product: G protein-coupled receptor 174
Exons: 4
Coding region: 655-1698 (347 amino acids)
Biological process (GO): positive regulation of Rho protein signal transduction; phospholipase C-activating G protein-coupled receptor signaling pathway
Cellular component (GO): membrane
Molecular function (GO): G protein-coupled receptor activity
Source: RefSeq, a predicted model, not a curated record
AGAUAGACAUACAGAUGCACAGAGAGACCACAAUGAAAAAUUAAAACAGGAAAUAACUUUAGAUGAGAGAAGGAAGAAUCAGUAGAAAUUAGAUACACGAAGCAAAACAGCAAGAAAAACGAGUGAGGAAAAGAGGAGGUGGGACAGAGAAAGUGAAUAUUGUUAUGGGGGAGGAGGGAGGGGAUGGCAUGUGUGUCGGCUGAUGCUUCACCCUCUGGCUUUUUGACGCGACGCAGCCUCAAGCUCGAAGACAGAGUGCACGUAGAGGGACCCGGGUUCAGGCCACUAACAUUUUGGGUGCUGAUACACGAGGCAAGAUGUCGUGUCUGAGCGGAAAAGCUAUAAGGCGCCAACAAACCCACAAAAGGAUGAAUCACAGCGGAUAAAAUAAUGUGUUUUCAUUGGCAAGAUCUGAUGAGUAAAACUGCUGAAUCCUAAGGAUGCUGUUCCUCGGAAUGACUGUGGUCUGACACAUCAACAGUUUCCCAGUGCUGGACACACACUUUAACUUAAAGAAGCACAAACUACUCCUCUCAACACUGGACAGCAUGGACGCUAAAACAAACCCGUCACCGAACUACAAGCGGCUCUACUACUAAUUCAAGCUUCCUGUUGGUUCACGAGGCAGCUUGUCUUAACCGUUGCACGCUUAAAAUGAACUUUGCCAACCACAGCUGUCAAAGCAGUGAAGAUCUCCAGUUGUACCAGCACCGUGUGUAUGCGGUGGUGUACAGUGUGAUCUUAGCGCCGGGCCUGCUGGGAAACGUGCUGGCGCUAUGGGUGUUCAAGGUUUAUAUCAAAGAAACCAAGAAGGCUGUGGUGUUCAUGAUGAACCUGGCUGUGGCCGACCUCCUGCAGGUUCUUUCUCUGCCUCUGCGGAUCUACUACUACCUGAACAACACCUGGCCCUUUGGCCACCCUCUCUGCAUGAUCUGCUUCUACCUGAAGUACGUCAACAUGUACGCGUCCAUCUACUUCCUGGUGUGUGUCAGCGUGCGUCGCUGUGAGCUCAUCAUGCGUCCGUUGAGGUAUAACUCCUCCAAGAGAAAAGGGGACUUGCUCAUAUGUGCCCUCGGCUGGCUGUUAGUCUGCCUGUGCUGCCUGCCCUUCCCUCUGCUGAGGAACCCCAGCAGUGGAUCAGACUCUCAUUCAAGUUUUCCCACCUCAGGGGGCAGCGCCACCCCCACUGCAGAUGACCUGGUGUGUUUCUCAGAGCUGCCCAUGAGGACUGUCAGUAUCCCAGCAGCCUGGGCCCUUCUGGCCCUAGCCGAGCUGAUGGGCUUCAUCAUCCCCCUCAUCCUGGUGUUAGCCUGCACCUGUCUGACCGCAGGGAGUCUCCAAAAGCCGACAGCAGGGGCAAUUCCUGACCGAGGGGAGAAGCGGAGGGCGUUGAGGAUGGUGCUAAGCUGUGCUGUGGUCUUCCUAGUGUGCUUCGUUCCUUACCAUGUCACAAUGCCCCUGGACUUCCUGGUUAAAGCCAAUGCUGUGAGCAGCUGCACCUUCAGGGACCUGAUUCUGAGAUGUCACCCUGUCACGCUCUGCCUGGCCAGCCUGAACUGCAGCCUUGACCCCCUCAUGUACUAUUUCACAACAGAUGAAUUCAGGAGGCGACUGAGCAAGCCAGAGAUACCACAGAGCAUAGCAUUCAGCAGACGCUUGUCAUGUAUAACUGGAGGAGAGGAAACAGAGGAGGACUGAAGUACCUCGAAGCUCUCUUGCUGAAGGAAGGCUGAACAGUUUAAUCAUAACCACUAAGCAUAAAGACUAUGCACAAACCAGGGAAAUAUAACUUACAUGCAAACUAAUAUUUGAAAAUAUGAGUGUACGUUUUAAACUGUGAUUUUUUUCUAUUUAUAUUUUAAUAAAAAAAAUGAAACUGUUCUUUCUA